UAUUUUUAGUUUAGCAGUUUUGAGCGAGUGGGUCCGGCGCUUUACUGCGAAUAUGUUAUGUUAGUGUUCAGGUGGUGCGUGUUGUGAAAAACAAAGUUCUCGUAACGAUUCCUCCGGUAUUUCGUGAUUAUGAUAAACGCCAAUGUACAGCUCUGGUUACUCUUAUAAUCGCUACCGUCCGAAUAGGGACAUUUCGCGGGAAACGGUCCGGCGACCAGAGGAUCUGAGCUGGAGCUACGGGGGGUCUUCAUGGGUGUACCGACCCUCGGGCAUGCCUAUAAAAUCCACCAGUAGCACCAAACCUUUCGAUUCCUAUUCAUCCACCAACUCCAACAAUGUCAAUACCACGACAACAUCUCAAAGACCGAGAUAUACUCGAUCUUCAACAACCAGCAAUGUUGCGCAGUUGCUUAGCGAUUCAUGUUCGAGCCUGCUGCAGAAGCUCACCACUAGGGUCCGGGGGCUUUCCACUACUGUAGAAAGACAACUUUCGUCUUCGGAUACUGUGCCUUUAACAUCAAGCUCUUCAUCAAAAUCGUCGAAUUCCGGCUUCCUUCCUUUAACAACCAGUAAAAGUACUACUGUUGUACCUAAUUUCGGACAUACCAUAUCAAGGUUAGAAGACAAAUAUUCCUCAGUUUUGGAUAAAAUAUACAAAAAACAAAACAAGGACCCGGAAAAAACUCCGGUGCCUCCUGGAAGGGCUUUGACCAAGAGUUCUACAACUACCAAUAUCUUUUAUCCAGAAAAAUCGAUCUAUAAUAACAUCAGCAACGAUCAUACAGUCUACAGAAGGGAAAAGACCCCCUACAAAGAGAGCAGGAAGUCAUUGCACAAUACGAGGCACUAUCCAGAGCCCCAAUACGUUUACUUAGAUAAGGAUUCAGCUUAUAGAGUUCGACAUAAGUCAAAUCAUUCCGAGCUGCGCCCCAGGAGAUCUUCGAAACCUAAUCAUAGGAAUGGAUUAAGUGAGGUAAAGAUAAACGACAGAAAAGCUACGUCUGGUCUGAAACUAUGCCCCGUGGAAAUCAAGUACCAUGAACAACCAGCCCAGGUACACUCCAACUUCGAGAAAACUCUCAGUCCCCCCGCGAUACGGAACAACGAUAAGGAGCUUACCACGAUCCCUAGUGCUCCAGACACCGAAACACAACGUGAAGCGAAAAGGGUAGAGAUCCAGAACUUGAUAGCAAAGUAUUCGGCCUUGGAUGAAGCGUAUAAGUUGAAUGACAGCGCUUACAGUUCUGCGGCUAGUACAUCCAGUACCAGUUCCAAGCCCAGCGUGCUGGCUAGUGUUACGCAGAAGUACUACCCCAAUCUGGCGCCUGCGGCUUCAGCACCUCUAGAAGAUGAUGAGGAGGGCCACUUGUUGUACAAAGCUGGUGAUACGCUCAAAGAACGAUAUAGAAUUAUCGGAACUUUAGGGGAGGGAACGUUUGGAAAAGUUGUCAAAGUGAAGGAUCUCAAAAAAGACUGCCUUAGAGCUUUAAAAAUAAUUAAGAAUGUGGAGAAGUACAGAGAAGCUGCCAAACUUGAAAUUAACGUAUUAGAAAAGUUGGCAGAGAAGGAUCCAGAAUGUGUAAAUUUAUGUGUAAAAAUGUUGGACUGGUUCGACUAUUAUGGCCAUAUGUGUAUUACUUUUGAAAUGUUAGGACUAAGCGUUUUCGACUUUUUGAAAGAUAACAAUUACCAACCGUAUCCACUAGAGCAAGUUAGACAUAUCGGAUAUCAGUUGUGUUAUUCAGUCAAAUUCCUUCACGAGAACCGGCUGACGCAUACAGAUCUCAAACCGGAAAAUAUACUCUUUGUAGACUCAUCAUACGACUUGGUGUACGAUGUUAAAAAGAGGAAAGACGUGCGGAGGGUAAAAAGAACUGACGUGAGAUUAAUAGACUUCGGUAGUGCUACAUUCGACCACGAACAUCAUAGUACGAUAGUGUCGACACGUCACUAUAGAGCACCAGAAGUUAUUUUGGAAUUAGGAUGGUCUCAACCGUGCGAUGUGUGGUCGAUAGGCUGUAUAUUAUUCGAAUUGUACCUAGGUAUUACGUUGUUCCAGACUCACGAUAAUAGAGAACAUUUAGCGAUGAUGCAAAGGAUCAUAGGAGAAAUUCCAAUCAGUAUGGCGAAACGAACGAAGACAAGGUACUUCUACAAAGGAAAACUGGAAUGGGAUGAAAAGAGUGCAGCGGGGCGAUAUGUUAAAAACAAUUGUAAACAUUUAUCGAAAUACAAACAGUCCGAAGAAUCGGAUCACAACACUCUCUUCGAUCUUAUUUUCCGAAUGUUAGAAUACGAUCCUGCCGAAAGGAUCUCUUUGCGAGAUGCGUUGCUUCAUCCGUUCUUCGCCAAAGUCACCCGCGGCCAACAAUACGCAGACGAGGCCGUUUCUCUUGCCAGGCCGUGCAGGAGUCUAUCCAGAUGAAACUGGAUAUAUUUUAAAUUAAUUUUGUAAAUGUACGAAACGUUUCUUUACUUGUACAGAGAGUAUCUUUUAUUAAGAAGGACGAUAGAAAUUCUGUAGGAAUUGACCUGUCGAAUAAUUUAAUGAAGACGUUUGAUUGAAGAAAAAAAAUAUAAAUUAUAAACCGCCAAGAUAUUUUGAUAAUUCGCUAGAUAAACGGCUAUAUGAUCCACUGUCGAAUCCAUAAUCCGCUUACACAGCGAUAAUACGCUGCCUAGGCGAUCAUCCGCUACUAUAACGCUAAUCCGUUGCUUCGACGAUAAUCCGUUGUAGAAUCGAUAUAUUAUUUUACAUUAAUAACCGGCUUAAAUAAAAGUGAAAUUAAUAAAUAAAGAGAAAUAUUAUAGAUUGGACGAUUAAACUAUUUUCUGUAAUACUGUUUUUUUUUAUAUUAAUUGACAAUGAGAGUUAUUGUUAACUAUUGCCUACUGUGUGUAUAAUUUUAAUUAUUUUAGUUACCAAAGACAGUUAAACGUUACUACAGAAUUUCUAUCAGUAUUUGAACAAAUAUGCCGAUUGACUCGUUCCAGCCACAUCGUAAAUGUUAUAAGUAAUUUUUAUUUUAAUCUUCUGUGACUUCUGAAUAGAUGGCGCCACUCAAAGUGGGUAUAGCUUAUAUGUACAGUUGUGGUCAUUGAAUAGUUUGCACCCUUACAUAUCUAGUAGCCGGUAUUUUAAGUUUUGUCUCGUUUAAACGGACAUUUUACGUCAAAAUAGCGUUAAUUGCCAGUAGCGGACCCAGAGUAGGUUGAUUAAAAUUAAAAAAUCAAAAUAAAGGGUAACUAACUAAACAAAAAAUAUAUCAUUAUAAAUGUAAAAAUAAAAGUGGAAACUGUAAAGUAUUGAGUGACCACAGCUGUACAUAUUAUACAGGGUGUCCCGAAAAGAUUGGUCAUAAAUUAUACCACAAAUUUUGGGCUCAAAAAUAGAUUGAUUGAACCUCACUUACCUAUAUACAAUAGUGCACACAAAAAAGUUACAGCCCUUUGAAGUUACAAAAUGAAAAUCGAUUUUUUUUCAUAUAUCGAAAACUCUCAGAGAUUUUUAUUGAAAAUAGACAUGUGGAAUUUUUAUGGCAGCAACAUUUAAAAAAAAAUUAAAGUGAAAUUUUUGCACCCCAUAAAAAUUUUAUAGGGUUUUGUUCCCUUAAACUCCCCCAAACUUUUGUGUACGUUCUAAUUGAAUUAUUAUUGUGGCACCAUUAGUUAAACACAAUAUUUCUAAAACUUUUUUGCCUCUUAGAACUUUUUCGAUAAGUCAGUGUUUAUCGAGAUAUUUUGAAUAUUUGUAGAAUCCACCACAUAUUUGUAUAUGGUUAAGUACGGUUAUAGAGACCUGUUAAUAAUCUGAAAAUUUAUUUAUAAUUUACAUUUUUAGGUAUAUUUUGAAAAAGAAGCUACAUCUCGAUAAAAGGUGACUUAUAAAAAAAGACUAAGAGGCAAAAGUCUUAAAAACACUGUGUUUAACUAAUUGUACCACAAUAAUAGUUUAAUUGGAACGUACACAAACAUUUGGGGGGUUUAAAGGAACAAAACCCCCAUAAAAUUUUUACGUAAAUAUUUUGAAAAAGAAGCCGCAUCUCGAUAAAAACUGGCUUAUCGAAAAAAUACUAGGAGGCAAAAAAGUUUUAAAAACGUUGUAUUUAACUAAUGGUACCACAAUAAUGAAUUAAUUGGAACGUACACAAAAGUUUCACUAUAAUUUUGUUUUAAGGCUAUGGGUACAUAAUUCGCAAAUAUUUUACGUGUAUCCCUACUUUUUCUGUCUUUACACGGCAAAUUACGUGUAGUAAAAUUCACACUGGUGUGGAUAUGUAAACAUUACUAGAAUGUCAUUCUACUUGAAAAUGUCAUAAUUAAUUUAAAGAGAUGGCUUUUGAAUGUUCUUGGAUAACUGUUAUUUUUAUAAUUGCAAAUUAUUAAUUCAGUUAAUAAAUGUGAUAAUUUUUUCACUAACUAUGUUUUCAGUGAUUGUAAUAAUUUAUUUGUACAACAAAAACUAAUAAUCAAUCGAGAAAAGAGGAAAAGUGUUAAAGUGAUUUUUUUAAUAAUAUGUUGUUAUUUUGGAACGCUUACAAUUUUGAACAUCUCUAACAACAAAAUACUUGGAUCACAGGAUAUAUCUGAUGUAUUCUCUGCUUGGAUCUUUCACAAAUAAUACACAAUAAAUAACUUUUUAUUAAGUUCACGUCUUAAAUCAAUUAUUUAUCAAAUACACUAUAUGUCAAUAAUAUUUAAUCAAUUUCUCAAAAUAUUCCCGAUGCAAUGUCAAAUAUUUAAAAUUGUCACUGAUUGUCAGUGUCUGACUGACAAUAUAUGCUGACAAUAUUAUAUUCGGUUGAGUGCGUUGUAAGACAAAGACAGAUUUGGAAAAUAUUACCACGGCAUUGUGUUCAUUUUUUUCAAAUCCUGAAAAAACCAAUAAAUAUUUUUGAAAAAUUUAAACGCAGAAUGAAAGACUAAAUUAUUACCGAGGGCCGAAAGUCCCUUAGAAUAAAUAAAAAGUUUAUUUUGAAUGAGAUAUUUGAAUUUAAAAAUCACACUAAAUUUUCUCUUAGUUUUUUCACCCCUGUAACUUAUUAAAAUAAACAUUGUAGAAGUUCUCAGGGACUUUCGGCCCUCGCUAAUAACGUAAUCUUUCAUUCUGCGUUUAAAUUUUUCCAAAAUACUUAUUAGUUUUCUCAGGAUUUGAAAAAAAUGAAUCCCCAUUUGAAUAGCAUUGCAGCCGAAAAUACGUUCCGAUCCUCUUAAGAUGUUCCUGCCAUAAGGAUGAUACAUGUCCAUUUUCAAUAAAAAAAAUCUCUAACAGUUUUUGAUAAAUAUAUUGAAAACAAUUGAUUUUCAUUUUGUAACUUCAAAGGGCUGUAACUUUUUUUAUGAGCACAUUUGUACUAAGGUAAGUUAGGUUCACUCGAACUAUUUUUGACCCCAGAAUGUGUGGUAUAAUUUAUGACCAAUCUUUUCGGGACACCCUGUAUAAUUUUCCAAAUAAACUGGUAUUACGUUAAAGUACAUAACACAUGUUUUGUCUCAAAUUAUUCUGAAAUUUGAUAUAAAUAGGAAUAAAAUAAUUAAUCUAUGUGUAGAACGGAUUUAAUUGUGGCGUUUAUUCAAAAAAUGUUUUAUAAAAGAAGAAUUUUCUGGAAAAAUUAAAUACGUUGAAUUAUUGGAGUCACUUCGUGGAUGUUAACAUAAAUCUGAAACCUAAACGAGAGUAUCUUUGAGAGCAAUAUAUACUUUUAUUUUAUAUACUAUUCUUGAGUAUUUUGGGUUUAUAAAUGCUAUAAUAACCAGAAUUAUGUGCAUUAUACCAGAUUAGCUGUCAAUGAGACACUAUUUUUACACGGCCAUGACUGCAAACUCUAAGGAAACAAAAAAUGGACAAAAAAUAAAAAUAAUUAAAAACCUAAAAAAAAUUAAAUAAUAAAGUCAAAAUAAAAUGUGUUUCAUGAGAUUUUGCGUACCGUUAGAUGACUUUUGGAAAAGUUAUUAAAUUUUACAAGCCUUAGUUAAACGCCAGAUAUUAGUUUCAUGAUUCCAUCUCUGUAGGUUCAGGUUCGUUCUAAAAUAAGACGGUUGUAGAAUAUCUUAUAUUCGCUCACAACCGAUUCAAUAAAAUCAUUAGGCACACACUAGUGAGUGCUAAAACUAAAUAAUACACGUAAAGCGUAAACUAUUCACUGACCGCAGCUGUGCCAAAAUGGUCGUUUAAAAAUGAUUUUGCAAAAUUGAUUAUUAAAAUAAUAAUAAAUAAUAAUUUAUAUCUGAAAACUUUAAUAAUUUAUAUCUGAAACCACUGUCUGGUAACAUACUUAAUCUCUGACUUACAAUUUAUAAGACAAGAGACGACGAAUAAAGAAGGCGAAAAGACUCUACAAUAUGCAGUCACAUUCCGCCUUUCGUCUAGGACUGCAUAUUGUAGAGUUCUUUUCGCCUUCUUUAUUCGUCGUCUCUUGUCUUAUAAAUUGUAAAAGUAAGAGAUUAGGGAUAUUACCUGAAAGUGGUUCCACAAAAAGUUUUCAGAUUUAAAUUAUUAUUUAUUAUUAUUUUAAUAAUGAAUUUUGCAUCUGGGACGCAUUAAGAGAUGUCGCUAGUGGAUUAUAAUGUUAUUUUUAUAAUUCACCUUAAAUACGCAGUUUAGUUUGGUUUCGAUUCAGAGAUGUUCAUGUAGCCCCACUGAAGAUGUCUAGAGACAGAAACAGCUAUAUGGGGAUGAUGUACCACCUCUGUGUGGAAAGGAAACAUAAACUGUCUUUCACUUAUUUUUUAUAGAACGCAUUUGUCCUAAUCCGUAUGACGAUAACCGAAUGGUGGAUUAGUAUAUCAAAUAUAAGGGGUUGGAACGAACUUUAGUUCUAUUAGUCUGGGCGCCAAAUAGAGGUGACCGUGUCCUUUUCAAUUCUAAUGGACAAACUCAACGGUUUCAACUGCUGAUUACGAAUUUUGAGGUGGAUUUCGAUCUGAGUGGUCGAAAAAUUGUUAUAAACAAUUUAAUUGUUUAUAAGGCUCUGGCUCAUAAAUUAAAAGAGAUACAAAAAAAUGUUUCAAAUGAAAUUUGUUCCUAAAUAAAAAACGAAGAAAAAAUCGUUUACUAAACUCAAAUCCAAUAAUUAGAACUCAAAAUAUUGGAAUAUUAGUGCACAAUGCAAAUUAGAAAUUGAAAAAUAAGUAUUUUUCGAAGCUUUAUCGAUCGUAACUCGGCUUCUACGCAUGCAAAUGAGCCUUAGAAGGUCUCAUUUUAAAGCUUAAUUAAUAGGUUUGCCUUCAUUUGUUUUAAAGUUACACCCGUUUGAAAUUAUAAUUUUCUUAAAAAAAUUGGACAUUCAUUUGUUUAUAAGGGUUUCAACUUCAAGCAAAUUUGAGCCAUAAACAUUUAUACUUUAAUUAACAAUAAUGAUAGCAGAACUCAAAAGGAACAAUUUGAGCUUAUGAAAAUGUUCGUAAGUUUUUUUUUGGCCAAGAUAUCGAUAUUUUAAUGUCGAGCUGUGAGGAGCAAGAUCGGCUCAUGCUCACAGUGUAAAGGUUCACGUGCUAACUUCUACAUGCAAAUUAUAAUUUCUAUGUAUAUAUAUUCAUUUUUCAUUUUUGAAGAUCCUAAUAAAAUUUUAUAUAAUUCUUAUUUUAAACCAUCAUACUGUACCUCGUAUAACCUUUCAUUCUAUUUACUUUAUCUAUUAUUUUUUGUACUAAAUGAGAAAAAAACGUUAAAAACUAAUAUUUCAGAAAUAUAACUAAAAAAUCAGGCUGAUAUUAUGUAUUAAGAAUAGGCAAGGCCUCCUGAGCAAAAUAAUGUAACACGAGAGCAGUCGAUCGGUGUCUUUACCGCGAUUUUACUUGACUGUGAGCCGAUCUUGCACCCACAGCGCUCCAUUAAAAUAUCGAUAUCUUGGCCACAAAUAAACUUACGAACAUUUUCGUAGGCUCAAAUUGUUCCUUUUGAGUUAUUCUAUAAUUAUUGUUAAUUAAAGUAUAAAUGUUUAUGGCUCAAAUGUGCUUGAAAUCCUUAUAAACAAAUUAAUGUACAAUUUUUUUAAGAAAAUGAUAAAUUCAAAUGGGUAUAACUUUAAAACAAAUGAAGGCAAAAUAAUUUAAGAAACUAUGUUUGGAAACCUAUUAAUUAAGCUUUAAAAUGAUAUCUUCUAAUGCUCAUUUGCAUGCGUAGAAGCCUAGUUACGAUCGAUAAAGCUUCGAAAAAUACUUAUUUUGCAAUUUGAAAUUUGCAUUGUGCACUAAUUUUACAAUAUCUUGAGUUAUAAUUAUUGGAUUAGAGUUUAGUAAACGUUUUUUUCUUCGUUUUGUAGUAAGAAACAAAUUUGUAUCUUUUUAGUUUAUGAGCCAGAGCCUUAUAAACAAUUAAAUUGUUUAUAACAGUCUUUCGACCACUAGGAUCGAAAUCCCCACUCGAAAUUCGUAAUCAGCAGCCAAAAAUCCAUAAGAAACCGUUGAGUUUGUCCAUCAGAAUUAAAAAGGACACGGUGACCCCUCUGGCGCUAGACUAUACAAUUUACUAUCUUCUGUUUCUCGUUCAUUUAUGUGUUGGUUCCGGAGUACGAGUUGACGACAGCGUUGGUUCCAAUUUGUUUCUAAGUUAUGCAUAAUUAAUAUAAGCUUAUAAUGUAUUACACUAAUUGAUAUUAAUCAGUGAUUUACUGUGAUCGAACCAAAAGUGCUUGAUUUAGUUUUGCAAUAUUCUUUAAUGAUAAAGAUGUACAUGUCUUUUACGAAAUAAACAGUAUGAUUCGAA
Diabrotica virgifera virgifera (western corn rootworm) is the source of this 8707-nucleotide messenger RNA. Its product is annotated as dual specificity protein kinase CLK2-like. The coding region runs from base 143 to 2425 and encodes 760 amino acids. The record is from RefSeq and is a predicted model, not a curated record. Gene Ontology annotation, cellular component: nucleus. Lineage: Eukaryota; Metazoa; Arthropoda; Insecta; Coleoptera; Chrysomelidae. Gene Ontology annotation, molecular function: protein kinase activity; ATP binding. Gene Ontology annotation, biological process: protein phosphorylation. The transcript is spliced from 11 exons.